UGUGGUGCAUGGAAGAUCUCUAAACUGAAUGUGGGAUGCACAUCAAAGUCAGUGUGUCAUGUUCUGAAGAUCUCCAAACUGCGAGUUCACAGCAACAAUGCUAGGACUGCUGUAAGAAAGUAAUCCCAUUUCACACAGUUUUCGACAGUGAACUGAAGAAAGUUAUGAAGACAAUUUCCUCCUCAAACAUAAGCAACAUUUCAGUGGAUGACAUUUCCAUAGACCAUGUCAACCAGACCGCGUUUUCUCAGCCUGGCUGGCAAAUAGCACUUUGGGCUAUCACUUAUUUAUUCAUAGUCAUUGUAUCGGUUGUGGGCAAUGGCACUGUCAUUUGGAUUAUCCUGUCUCACCAACGGAUGAGGACUGUUACCAACUAUUUUAUUGUUAACUUGGCUUUUUCUGACCUGCUAAUGACUGCCUUGAACACAGUGUUCAAUUUUAUUUAUGCCAGCCACAACGUCUGGUAUUUCGGUGAGGGAUUCUGUCGGUUUCUUAACUUUAUUCCUGUUACGGCAAUGUUUGUGAGCAUUUAUUCUAUGACUGCUCUCGCUGCUGAGAGGUAAGAGUUUUGAAGUUGAGCUAAAUUUUGUUAUCCUAUUCUUAUUUUUUUUAAAAGGGUUAACUUGUAAAAGCUGUGUUGAAAGAAGUUAUACUAACCAAACUGGAAAAGCAGCUGAAUUUUUACAAAUCUAGGCAUAUUUACUUAAAAGUAGAUCUCACUGAGUUCUACAGCACAAUCCUAUGCAUGUUUACUCAAAAGGAGGCCCCUUUGUGUUCACGGUGGCUUAUUCCCAAGUAAGCAUGCAUAGAAUUGCACCCUUACUCUCUAGUAAGUAUGUUUAAGAUUGUAGUCAAGGGGAACAGGCCUAUACCUGGGAACGAACACACACACACACACACACACACACACACACACACACAGCACUUCUAAAUACAGCCGGAAUCAAGUUGCCGUACUAUGACUUGGAACUUGCAUUUGGAACAUGGGAUAAUGAACAAAGGGGACAUUAUAUUCUGAUCCUGAAUUAUUAUUUUGCACUGAAAGAUGUAAUAUUUAAAGGGUUCACUGGUAAAACACUUCCCUUUCCUUGCUCAUAUGCACACCACCAGCUCCCAAACAGCUCCAUCUGGUUCCUUUAAGAUGCCUACAUCAGGGGCUACACUCUGAGGUUGCUGAAAUCUGCACAGCCUGGUACCCAGUAGACCCAGGUACCGCCCCUUCAUGCUAUCAAAGAGCUUAUAUAACAGAGUAAAAGCAGAUCCCUAAGUCAAAGGUUAAAUGUGAUUUUCAACCAUAGCAGAGUCUGGCUGAGUCUUAUAAUUCAGCAGGGAAGCACUCUGCAGGACACAAAAGACCGUCCAUUCCUAUUUAUGAUAAUUUAAACUUUAUGGAAAUUGUUUCUCACUACCAAAUCAAAAAGGCGAUAUUACAGAAGUUUCAGCGGGCUGCUACAUAGCUUCUACUACCUUGAUCAUUUUCUGAAAGUCCCAUUCUGUUCCCUAGGUUUUUUUUAAUCUCCAGCAAGACUUACAAAUAUACCAGUACUUGAUCUUCUUAUUUAUCUGUUUUUGUUUUAGUGUCUAGUGUUACAGUGAGUCCUUGUUCACACAUCAUUUACAGACAGUGACUCAUAACCUACAAUACAGGAAAUAUCUGAAUGCCUUAUUUCUGAGGAGGACAAUGCAAAUUAGGUUCCGUUUCCUCUUGUCAAAAAAAGGACAAAUUAGCAAGAUCCUGCCAGUUCAGAAACAUCUUUAGAGUUAACAGGACAAAAGUCACCUCUGGGAAACACCCAACGUACUAGUCAUCAAAUAUUUAUGUAAUAAUAAAAUACAAAGAAUAUAAAAGUAUGUCAGUGUAGCUCCUGCGUUCAAAUUAAUUUAGAAUUCAUAAACUCCCACGUUUUAACCAGAUGUAAAACACUGUAUUUCCCCAUUAUGUUCAGUGUCUGCGUGGUUCCUAUAUUCCUAGUAACAAUAAAGUCCAAGGGUGUGAGACAAUUGUCAUAUUGUCGAUAUGGCAUACAGUGGUACCUCGGGUUACAGACGCUUCAGGUUACAGACUCCGCUAACCCAGAAAUAGUACCUCGGGUUAAGAACGUUGCUUCAGGAUAGAACAGAAAUCACGCAGUGGCAGCAGGAGGCCCCAUUAGCUAAAGUUGUACCUCAGGUUAAGAACAGUUUCAGGUUAAGAACAGACCUCCAGAACAAAUUAAGUUCUUAACCCGAGGUACCACUGUAUAAGGAGGUCUCUGUGUGCUUUGGUGAACCCUUGGAUUUGCACAAGUGGAAAGAAAUGGAGGGGAGGACCAAUAUGAGGCUCCCAGCCUAUAUAGACUUACUUGGGAGUACCGUAAGUCCCACUAAACUCAACUGGGGCUUACUUCAGAGUGGGUAUAUAUUAAUAGGGCUGCACUGUCAGCCACAGAAAGAAAAACCCAAACAGGAAGAAAAGAGAACUGUGCAGACAUUUCGUUUCAGGAGGCAGAGGUGAGUGAGGAAUAAGCAAAUAUCAAAUGUGGAAUCAGCCAGGCAUAGCAUUGUUCAGAAAGCAAGCCAAACUGCUCAUGGGGCAAAACGCAGGCUUGUAGGGGUUCCCUUUUCACAAACCUGAAUCAGCCAGUACAACCCAAAUAUAGCCACACUUGCAGAAUGCAAGCAAUAUGUGCUAUUACGCAGAUAAGCCUACUCCUUGGUUGGGUAGACAGUAGUAGUCGAUCAUGAAAACAGAAAUAAAUCAGUUUCUGGGAAAGAUUAAUGACUUUAAUAGAAGUAGCUUUUUCCGUUUCGAAGUCAAGGGCUGCUGGUAACAGAUACAUUGUGUAAUCUGGAGUUUACCACAAAUUUAUUUUAAAAAAACAGUCCUCCAGAUCAGUUUAUUUUCUCUACAUCUCCCACUUCGGGAUUCUUGGGGAAGAACUUAUAAAUCUAAUGCCUUUUUUAUUUUUAUUAGUUACGUAGGAAAAGUUGAACUUCCAUUUUUAUAUAGCACAAGGUUUGUGUCAUAACUAUACUGCACCACUCUUUAGGGAGCUACCCUAAGUGCAAGAAGCUGGUGUAAAGAAAGCCAGUCGAAAUAAAGUUGGCAUAAAGUUACACCUGAUCCAAAUCCCAUUCAGCAGCUAGGCGGAUGCUGCUGCCCUGCCUAAGUCUGGCAGAGGAAAAACAAGUCUUUAAAACAAUGUUCUGUGCUGGGUUGCCAGGUCACAUAACUAUGCUGAAUCUACUUAGGAUCCAGCCUAAGGCCCACCCUCCCAGUCCUGCCCCAGAAUGCUCCCUUUCGGAGACUUACACCAGCCUCAGCUCAGCCUUUUUGGAUUGCCACCUUUUCCUGCUUGGGAGGCUGCCUCUUCUGUUUUUCUUCCCUUCACACUACUGCUAGUCAUAAAAGAUUUCUCAGGAUAACAGGUAGGCUGCAUUUAUCUUCCUUGGAAAAGUUUACAAAAACAAGCCAUCAUUUCUUGCUGUUUGGAUUAGGGGUGCCAGAUUUUCCUGCGCCAUGUGUGACAAAUGGAUGAAGUUAUCUUCCUCCCUACACGGCUAAAAUGUGGGGAAGCUUUGCCUGCUAAACUUCUGCUUGUCAUGUGGCUUUUUAAGACACAGAAGCCAUGCCAGAAAAAGUUGGCACCCCUAAAAUUUAUUCUAUACAUUCUGCAAAAGCUCCGGACAGAUCUUCCAAGCAAAGAGGCUGUCGUAACUUGGCAGUAAGUAAUUGGAAGCUAAUAUUUUUUGUUUGGGUUUUGAUUCACUCAAAGGUGCAAAAGUUAAGAAUCGACAAGACAAUAUAUCAAUUGAACAGGACAAGUACUGUUGCACAAGUUGUGUUAGGAACAUAGGAAGCUGCAUUGUACCAAAUCAGAUUGUUGGUCUAUCUCACACACUUACCUUCCCGCAGGAGCGGUACCUAUUUAUCUACUUGCACUUCGACGUGCUUUCGAACUGCUAGGUUGGCAGGAGCAGGGACCAAACAACGGGAGCUCACCCCGUCACGGGGAUUCGAACUGCCGACCUUCUAAUCGGCAAGUCCUAGGCUCUGUGGUUUAACCCACAGCGCCACCCGCAUCCCGGUCACCAGCUUGGAUGGCCCCAAAAGAGCGUUAGGAAAAUGGAGGCUAGCGAUGGCUACUAACCACAGGAGCCAUGUUCUCCCUCAGCUGUUGGAGGUAGUAUGUCUCUGUAUACCAAUUGCCAGGAAAAGCUCUGUUGCACUCAUGCCCUGUUUGCAGGCUUCCCAUAGGCAUCUAGUUGGCCACUGUGAGAACAGGAUCCUGGAUUAGAUGGGCCUGGGGCCUGAUCCAGCAGGACUACUCUUGUGUUCUAUUGUCUAUACAUACUGACUAGCAGUUGCUCUCUUCCCUUGCACUGUCUGAAGUUGUCAGGCAUUGAACCUGGAACCUGGAACCUUCAACUCAGUGGCUGGGGCAAUCCAGUCAGAUGGGUGGGGUACAAAUAAUUAAAUUCUUAUUAGCGUUCAAAGCAGGUGCCCUAUCACUAAGCUAUGGGGGAGAAAUUUUAUUAAUGAGAAACAUUAUUGAACCAAUACGUAAACCGAAACACUUCAAAAGUAGCACUUCACUGAAUUUUGCAAUGCUAUUCUCCAACUAGCAUGUUCAAAAAUGGGUAUAUUAGGGGGGAAGUGUGCAUAAAAAUGCUUGUUAGUGAAAAUAACAUACAAAAUGCAUUAUAUUGGGGAGGUAUAUUUUAAAAAUGUGGAUAUUGGUUAAGACUACAUGGACAAAGGUCCAUGUAGAAAAUGGCACCAAAGUUGCUGACAAAUUUGCAUGAGGCAUUAAAAAGAUUAAAUCACAAAUUGCUGUGGAAAUAUGAAGAGAUGAAUUUAAGAAUGGGAAAAAAAUAGAAACCUGGAGAAACCAAAACUGAGACAUUCAUUCAUCCAUAGCUAUGGCACUUCCAUGGAAUAACUUGCCCUGAAUUACUGUACUUCCUGCAAUCUCAGAGUAAACAAACUACAAGGAGGCAGGAAUUAAUCAUUGCACAAAUAAUUCUUCUCAGCAGAGCCACUUACUUAGGUAUACAAAACCCUGGGAUCAUAAAUCCUAUCCUUGGCGUUAGAAAAAGCUACCAAUUUUGGAAAAACUCAGCCACACUGGCCAUGCAACAUCAAUUAUUGUCGAAAAUGUCAUUUUCUGUGUGUCCUACAGUACGUGUGUGCUACGAUCACAGAGCACAUUUAUCAAGCAGGCCACACUGGCUUCCUGGUCAUGUGUCAGUCAGCAACCCGAGAUGAGUGUUCAGAACAGGUGUGAGAUAAAAUGCACAACAUGUCAUUUAAACUGGAAGGCGCAAGGGUUGGAGAGAGGCUGAGGGGAAAACAUUUCCACUGCUCAGUGAACAAAUCAGGCCUGUGGCAGCAGCAUGACUUUUUCUUUAAAAAAUAAAUGAUUGCCCCUCACAAAGCUCAUACAAAUCACUAAUUAGUCUGGCCUUAUUUACACCAAUCUAUGCAUAUUUGUAUGCAUUCUUUAACUAGAGAACUCCAUUAUAAAAUCUGGAGGCAUGCAAAUAUUGAAGUAGAGCUGUAUAUUCCCCUCGCCACAGCUUUUUAUUAGAGGUCACUCCAGAAGUUCCCCAAGUUUCAGAAUCGGCUUGGGAGUGAAUGCUCAGAAGACUCAUUUGUACACACCAAGCAUUUCCCACAGUCCUUUAGAUCUGUGGAUUUCUUUCCACAUAAAUGUACACAGUAGUGUAGGGUGGAGGGGAUAAUGCUUUGCCUCUUCUACAAAUGUUUGAAUUGUUUAUUGUGAAUAUGGCUGUGUACACACUAUACCUUCAAAGCACAGAGCACAGUCUUCCCGACAAAGAAUUCUGGGUGCUGCUGUUUGCAAAUGGUUGCUAGGAAUUGCAAUUUUGUGCAGGCUGAACUGCGGCCUAAUUCUUUCUCUCUUCUUUUCAGGUAUAUGGCUAUAGUUUACCCUUUCAGGCAAAAGCUCUCUGCUGGGUACACCAAAGUGGUCAUAGGAAUAAUCUGGUUGGUAGCUUUUGGACUUGCUUUCCCACAGUUCUUUUAUGCACAAAUUCGUGUCGACUAUGGAAUGACCAAAUGUGUUGUUGCCUGGCCAGAUGACGUUCAUCGUAAACAUCUCAUCACGUAAGAACAUCCCAAAUCCUGAACCCCAAAAUACAUGUUAGCAGCUGAGAACUCUUGAUUUAAGGGGGAAAGAGAGAACGCGAAUGAUGUUGCUGAAAAUCUUGCCUUAACCAUCUGUUUUCAGCCAGAAUCUAUGUUACUACUAAGUCUUCUUUAUAGAUGGAGGAGAGUGGAGGCAAACAGGUGACCAUGUUAAUAUUCAUGCAGUAAUCAGGGAUACUGCCAAUUUAGGGUGUUUGAUCCACAGAUUUCAAUGAAGUUGCAGUUUUCUAAAGUGAAAGAAGUCUAUGACAUUCGGCUGUGACAUUCUGUGAUGGGGGAAUGAGGGUUGGAUCCAGGAACUCAAGGUGAUCAAAUUUAAUUCAAACAGGGCUUCAUACGUCAAUUAAAAAUCCUUCAGACAUAUCCGAGUUAACUGAAUGGCAGGACCAUCCCAAGACUUUUAAAUCCUUGGGGGGAAAGGGAUACCAGUAUUCCUUCCAUACUAGUAAUUGGUUUAGAUGCCUUUGCUGGACAAUUCUGGCAAUGUCAUAGCAUUGGAGGGCUUUGGGGUGCCUGUGUUACCCUCUCAUCUUGUCUUUAAAAGUCAAUUGCAACAUUAGCUUCCAUGUAAUUUCUAGCAAAAUAUUCCUGAGGCUUUUCAGAGCUACUGUAUCUUUACCUAAAAGCUUCCUCUUUGCAGCUGCCAACUUUAAUUGCUUUAGCCUGUAAUUGUCCUUUAAUUAGUCCUGCCUGCUCUACACUUUCAUUACUAGAUUUCUUUUUCCUUUUAACUGAAAAAUAGCAUAGUGUCACAAAUAUGGGGCAAUUCAUUCCUAAUGAAACAUCAUAUUGAACAGAAAAUGCUUAGCGGAAGGGAUCACAGGGAGCAAGCUUCUAAUUAAAGUUGCAGGGUGGGUUGCCUUUGUCCCAGCACAAAAAGCGAAGCACUUACCUCAGUAGCAGCACUCUCCCUGUUGCAAGAAAUUGAUGAGAAAGGCACAGAUAUGUAAUCUUCUGGCCCAAUCUAGAUUCACACAGAAACAAGGAACAGCAAGGAGCAUCUGUUUGAACAAUCGCCAUGCUUCCUGUUUGAGAAAUAUCAAAUCAAAAUCUGGCACUGAAUGGGAUGCCCUCACUGUGAUAUGAAGCAACACUUCUAUAGAGUAAAAGUCCCAUUAAAUCUGUAAGACAAAUUUUGACAGUUGAUUACCGAUAGUGAAAAAAAUGUUUAGUCAAAACAUGGCAAUGUGGUGGACGCAAAAAGAAGGGGGAAGCGGUGUGACCUCAAAAAGCAGGCCUUGGGUCCAGUAGAUAAAAAGAGUGCGGGAAAAAUGGAGAGGUAUCUUGAGACCUUGCAGUGAUUAGCCUUGCAGUGAUUAGCCUUGCUAUUUGUGGCAAAGGGAAGGAUUUCCCCCAUGUGUUCUUAUCUCUUCCUCUGUCUGGCUCACCUCUUCCCCUUUUAGUCCGGGGAAAACCACACUCAAGGCUAAAACAUAGAGUCCUUUGUUCUGUUUAUGAGGUUCUGGAAUUCAGGAGGCCAAACAUUUAUGGAGCUUUGGGUACAAUUCUCAUCUCCCUCCAGAAAGGAGGCACGGUUAUUUAAGCAUUGCGUUAACAUCACUCCUUGAACAUUUAUCAUCAACCAUCUUCUACAAAUAGUAGCCUUCUGACAAGCUGUCUUCAUGCCACUGGUUUACUGAGGCCACUGUCACAUCACCAAAAAAAGGUGGGGGAGGGGGCACACACAAAAUUUUACACAAAUUCACACUGUAUACAUGAUAUGCUAAUUUAUAUGCAUGGUUGCAAAUUUAGAAAUAAUCACUAUAAUUCAAAUAUAAAUUAACUAUCAUUUUGUCAUAGUGGAGAAGACUAUGGUUUGCUCAGUCUGUUGUCCCCAUGUUAACUGUUGAUGGGCAACUUCAAGGCUCUUACUCUCCCUUCAUAUCUGGUCAGGCCUUCUGACAGAGGACACUUUCCAAACAGCGGAAAUUAUAGAACCUUAAGAGUUAGAAGGGACCCCAAGGGUCAUCUAAUCCAACCCCAUGCAAGUUCUCGGUAAAGUAGGGCAAAUGGUCACCCUAAACAGCAGUUUAUAACUUUGAGAGUAUCACUUUUGAAAGACCAUUAAUGGUACAUUGUGUUUUGAUAGCUUCCCCUCACCGGCCUUGCUUCACAUCCUCCUUGAGUGUUUUUGCCUGAUUGGAACAUGCCAUUGAACUCUGAGAAUGACUUGUUGCUUGCCUGGAUGGAGAAUAGAGAGGGUGUGUGUGUGUGUGUGUGUGUGUGUGUGUGUGUGUGUGUGUAAAAACUACCCCAGUGUACAAAGAUACCAUUUACAUUCACUGCUCUGGCCACUCUUGCCCUGGAAACCACUGGCCCCCGGAAAGUUUUGGAAACUCAGGCAGAAAAGCAUUUAUUGAUCUUCCCAAUACAUGGAGGUUCUUUUUGGACUGAAGGAAGGGAAACAAGCUCUAUCCAUGCUCAGCUCUUUUUCUCUUUUUUUCAGGUACCACAUUACAGUCAUUGUUUUAGUGUACCUGCUGCCUCUCCUAGUGAUGUUUAUCACAUACAGUGCAAUAGGAAAGGCUCUGUGGAAUAAUGCUGUUCCUGGAGAUCACACUAAUGUGCUCAGCUACCAGCAUAUGAUUACAGCCAAAAAAAAGGUUAGUUGUCGUGAGCUAAUAAUUGCUGCUUAUAGCGCAGUGGUAACAUGAACCCAGGGGUAAAUCUCACUGCUGCAUAGUUUCAUUAUCAGCAAGAACAACAGACCAGACACACCUCCGGCUAAGACUCAGACUGUGUAUGCAGUAUUUCUUUAAAAAACAACAGGAUAGGUACAGAUCAUGACAAAUACCUGUUCCCAAACCAAUGGUAGGAGCGCAUUAGGUGCAGAGUUUGUGGGAAUGUGUAGUCUUGAUUUUUCAAAUUACCACCUAAGUUUUAGCAAAUGCCCUCUGCUGUCCUGGAUAGGUACUACAGCAUGAUGCCUGUAACCAACAUUAUAAAAGGUGAAGGUAAAGGACCCCUGAAUGGUUAAGUCCAGUCAAAGGUGACUAUGGGCCGCAGUGCUCAUCUCGCUUCAGGUCAAGGGAGCCAGUGUUUAUCCACAGACAGCUUUCUGGAUCAUGUGGCCAGCAUGACUAAACCACUUCUGGUGCAACAGAACACCAUGAUGGAAGCCAAAGCACACAGAAAUGCCAUUUACCUUCCCAUCACAGCGGUAGCUAUUUAUCAACUUGCAGUGGUGUGCUUUCAAACUGCUAGGUUGGCAGAAGCUGGGACAGAGCAAGGGAAGCUCACCACCGUCACACAGAUUCAAACUGCUGACCUUCUGAUCGGCAAGCGCAAGAGACUCAGUGGUUUAGACCACAGUGCCACCUGCAUCCCAAUAACCGACAUUAUAUACAUUGGCAGCAAACAAGUAGGGCAAGAUACUGCUAGCUAAGGGGGUUCAACUUGAAUAGUCACCACCUGUCACUUUCCAAUCCUAAAAAGUGCAUGUUUCUGGGAUUUGCGGCAACAUUAUCACAGCAGCAUUCUGCACAGCCACAGUUGCCUUUAUAAACAAGUUACUACUAUAUAUUGCAGGGAUGAGGAAACAUGUCAUUAAUAUAACUAUGCAUUUAACAUAUUGUCUGGUUUGGUUCAUAAGAAACUCCAGGCACAAAUUGUUGCACAGAAACGCAUCACAGACUUGCUGAGUACCCACCCUAAGCCUGUAUUUCACGAGAAAUGGGUGGCAGCCACUUUGACACCACAGGCACAAAUCUAGGACCAGAAGAAUAACAAAGCAUUCAAAGAUUUCUCUUUCCUUUUUCUAGUUUGUCAGGACAAUGGUUGCAGUCGUGAUCACAUUUGCCAUCUGCUGGUUCCCUUAUCAUCUCUACUUCGUCUUGGGGAACAUCCGGAAAGACAUUUACAGGCAGAAGUACAUUCAACAAGUAUACCUGGCGGUGUUUUUGCUUGCCAUGAGCUCUGCGAUGUAUAGCCCAAUUAUUUAUUGCUGCCUUAAUCAAAAGUGAGUAGUGCAUGUCUUAAAUGAAUGCAAGCACCUUGGGAGUAUCACUGAAGUGCAAGAUAAAAAUGCUCGUAUAUAAAUAUAGGAACCUAGGAAACUGUCUUAUACCAGUUCAGAUCAUUGGCCCAUUUUGCUCAGUGUGGCCUACACUCAGGGCUUAUCCUUGUAUCAUAUUUAGCUUGACCUCUAACAUUUACAAUGCAAUCAUUUACAUUCCCGCUCUGAAGCAAAUACCACCGAGUUCAAUGGUGCUUACUCUCAGGCACAUUAUUAAAUUCCACAAAAAACAGCGCUUUUCUCUAAAUGUGCAUCACAUUCCUUUGAUAGCCUCUGUAUUCCAUCAGGAAAACAGUCCAUUUUUCUUUGAAGAGAAAAUUUCCUUUGGGGGUUCAAUACGGAGGCUCACACAAAAUUCCUCAUUCGUCAGACUUUAUUCAAUAAUUUGUUACGGGGCAGAGUACAAAAGCAUCUGUGAGAGCACACACCCUAUAUAAGGAAAUAUACGUCAUCUUGACCAUUCAUUCUCUAGCCAACCACCUUCUGCCACCUCAGCACCUCACCUUCUCUCACCCAACCAUAGUCCUUGAAAACACUUACUCAACCCAAGUUUUUUGCUGUACAUGAGGAGACUUCCUUGUGCCUUUGUCAAGCAAUUGGCCAUUAGGUUCCUCCUAAACUAAUUCUUACCAGUUUGGGGGAGAGGCUGCACUCUUGCAUACACGAUGGCAAGAUCCUCAUGGAUAAUGGGUUUUGCAGAAUUUCUACCUUCUCAGUCUGUACAAGGGAUGGGGAGCUUUUUCUGACUACAUACUGGGGGUGGGGGUCACAUGCUAGUGGUUGCUGGGUCAGAGGCAAAAGUAGACAGAACAGCCAAUGUGACUUAUGCUUUGGUAUCGACCACACACGUCAUGUAUUUCUAUACAGAUUUAUCUCUCCACCCUGUCAAGCAAGAGGUGUCACCCUACAAAGACACAGUCCACCCAGACAAAACACUUGAGGAAUCCCUAAAGUCUGAGAUUCUCCAUCCCUCAUUUAUACCAUGUAACACUUAGCUUGUGUUUGCACCCAUUUACAGGUUCCGCUCUGGUUUCAAGAUAGCUUUCCAGUGCUGCCCUUGCAUCAAAGCAACGGAAAGAGACAGACUUAACCUUACUCCCCGAUUGCCUUUAAAGAAGACCUGGAGAGAUCAAGCAUCUAACAACCUGACAAGCACAGGAACACAGACAACCAAUACGGACAAUGUACCAUUAAGUACUAUGUAUUUGAUUGUUUGACUGUUAUGCCAAUAGCUUGAUUAAUGGCUUCUUGUCGUGUUUCUUCAUUGCAGAUUAAAAAUAUUAUCACAGAGGCUUGUGACAGAUUUGGGAGUAUUCUUUGCAGUGUUUCACACCAGCAACACAACCAAUCAAUUCCUCCAUCAGUGUUAUUGCUUGAAUGUCUUAGUGUCUGAAAAUAAUCUCAAUGCCAUACGCUCAUACUAUUAUGGAAAGCCACAGGGCCGACCCAAGACAUUUUACUGCCUGAGGCAAAGGACAAGGUGGCUCACCUCCCUAUUCCAUGUACAGAAGCCAACUGGACUAGCUGUUGAAUCUUAUUUCAAUGCUGGCUAUGGGACAGCAUCCAUCAUGGCACCUGAUGGCAACAGACCAGUUUUGGGGGUCCAAGAUAGACUGUGGAGCACACAGAGCAGAUUGCAUUCAGAACAAAUAGAAAAAAGGCAUGUUUUUUUCCAACUGUACAUGCUGACUGAAGAAUGUGCAUCUUGCCUGGAGAAUGUACAAAAUUCAGCCAAAAUAUGCACAAUUCUCCAAGGCCUGUUGCACAAUUCCCUCUUCGUUGGAGGGUUAUGUGCACAGUCUCCAUCAGGUCUGGUGAACAACGGCCAGUUGUUAUGCACAUUUAACAUCACUGACUUACAUUCCUUGUGGCAUAUACAUAAAUGACACAUUUCCCCAGAAAAUGUAAAGCAUUGUCCUAUUAUUUUUAAAUACUUUAAAAAGCCUGACUCCCUCCCUCGGCAAUCUUCGCGGAGCUCUGGCCCAAUGGUUGACAGUGGCUUGAAUUAAUUAAUUUUAGAAUGAAUGAUUUUAGAAUGUUGUUUAUGCUGUACUUUUGUACUGUUUUAUUGUUGUUAGCCGCCCUGAGCCCGGCUUCGGCUGGGGAGGGCGGGAUAUAAAUAAAAUUUAUUAUUAUUAUAAUUUAUUAAAGACUGUUACCAUAUUCAGUCAUUUGAGUAAAACACUGACAAAUGCAUUCGUUAUCUGAAUCAAGGUGGAAGUUAAGAUAUUUCGAAAUAGUUUGAUCGUUAACGCAUUUCUGAUAAGUAAGAAUUACGAGCAACUGUGAUUUGUGGAAGUUCACCAUACCGAAGAAUUAUGUUUAUGAUGGCUAUUAAUUACUGUGCUAUAGCCCAUGAUUCACAAGUGCAAAUUCAUCUUCCAUAUUGUGUAUGGAACCCCAAACCAAAUCUUAAUUUUUUUUCAGUCCAUCAGCUGGCAUUAAAAAUUCAAAUACGGUGGUACUUGGGUUCACAAAUGUAAUCCGUUCCAGAAGUCCGUUCCAAAACCAAAGCGUUCCAAAACCAAGACACGCUUUCCCAUAGAAAUACAAAACGGAUUAAUCCGUUCCAGACUUUUAAAAAACAAUCCAUAAAACAGCAAUUUAACAUGAAUUUUACUAUCUAACGAGACCAUUGACCCAUAAAAGCAAAAUCAAUGUACUGUACUAUAAAACAAGUAAGACAGUAUUGUAGAUGAUCAAAAUUAAAAUUAUUAUUUUUUCCUUACCUACACUGAUUAUAUUGUUUGGAUGGGGGGCUUUUAUCCAUUUCUGCAGUCACACCAUCAAUCAAUCUGGCUGAACUGGGUUCCACAGUCACAAAAACAAAUAAACCGAAAAAGCCUCAAAAACGAAAAGGCAAAAUAAAUAGCAAAAAAAUAAGUACCAAACAAUCUGCUCCAGAAGUCUGUUUGACUUCUGUAAUGUUCGAAAACCAAGGCGCAGUUUCUGAUUGGUGCAGGCGCCCUGGAAACAAUAUAUGACAGAUGCAUUGGAUGAUCUGCUUCCGAAAAACGAUUGAAAACCGGAACACUUACUUUCAGGUUUUCAGCGUUUGGGAACCAAAGCGUUUGAGAACCAAGAUACCACUGUACCAAAAUAUGUAGUGUAUAC
Molecule: messenger RNA, 13280 nt
Organism: Podarcis lilfordi (Lilford's wall lizard)
Lineage: Eukaryota; Metazoa; Chordata; Lepidosauria; Squamata; Lacertidae
Source: the annotation of a GenBank genome assembly